Cuscuta campestris is the source of this 2335-nucleotide messenger RNA. NCBI's taxonomy places the organism in Eukaryota, Viridiplantae, Streptophyta, Magnoliopsida, Solanales, Convolvulaceae. The record is from the annotation of a GenBank genome assembly.
GGACGGAGGGAGUAUUUUAUUAGGCUGAAAAUUAAAUGGGAAGAUAACUGAUAUAGGGGUAUGGCCGUCGUCCUCAUUUCUCACCUUCGAUAUCCCCUUGUCUUUCAAUGGACACUGCAGUCUUUGCACGGCCAGACCCGGCUUGACGAAAAAUCAUGGUAGUCGGCCUAAUCAGCCGCCGUCGCCAACGGCUGACUUUCAGGAUUAUCAGCUGCUAUCAGCACCGCGGAUUUGCCACCAAGUACAGCGGCAGGGUGGUGGCGGAAGCAGACAACGGCCGCUCAUUCGCCAUCGAAGUCGAUUCCCCGUCCCUCCAAACUGACACUCGUGGCUAUGUUCUUCCCCGACGAGACCUCAUUUGCAAGGUCUCUCAGAUUCUCCAGGCGCCGCCUUCUCCUUCGUCGGAUCAAUUCCUCGACCUCUCCGACUAUCUCGAUUCAUUGCAUCUCAAUUUAACUCCAUCAGAAGCCUCAGAAGUUCUCAAGUCUCUCAAAUCCCCAACCCUAGCUCUCCGGUUCUUCCGAUUUUGCCCCGCCAAAAUCCCUAAUUUCCGGCACGACGCCUUCACAUACAACAGAAUCAUCCUCAUCCUUUCUAAGUCAUCUCUCCCGACCCGACUCGAUCAAAUCCGCGAAAUUGUAGGUCAAAUGGAGCGGUCUAGAACCCGUGGUAACAUUUCCACAGUCAAUCUUCUCGUGGGAGUAAUUGGGAGCAGCAAUGGGGAAGAUGGCAGCGAGCUGAAGAGGUGGUUAGAGCCGAUUAAGAAAUGGGACUUGAGGUUGACUUGCUAUACUUACAAGUGUCUUCUCCAGGCGUACCUGAGACUGAGCGACUCGAGUAAGGCUCUGGGUGUGUAUCAAGAAGUGAGAAUGCGCGGAUACACACUGGAUAUUUUCUCAUACAACAAGCUUAUUGAUGCUCUUGCCAAGGAUGAAAAGGUUGAACAGGCAUACAAGGUCUUUGAUGACAUGCAUAAGAGGCACUGCGAGCCUGAUGUCUAUACAUACACAAUUCUGAUUAGAAUGAAAGGGAAAGCUGGGAAGCCCAAUGAAUCACUAGUUCUGUUCCAAGAAAUGCUGGCAAAGGGUUGCUCUCCCAAUUUGUUUGCUUAUAACACCAUGAUUCAAAUACUCUCCAAGAGUCGGAUGGUUGAAAAGACACUCUUUCUUUUCUCAAAGAUGGUAGAAAACAAUUGCAGGCCAAACGAGUUAACCUACAGUUUCAUUUUACAUGUUUUGGCGGCAGAAAGCCAGCUCCAUAGACUCGAUGAAGUCGUAGAGAUCUCCCAAAGAUUCAUGAACAAGUCCACAUAUGCAUACCUUGUCAGAACACUCAAUAAAUUGGGCCAUGCCGGUGAAGCUCACAGGCUUUUCUGCUCCAUGUGGAAUUUCCAUGACAGCGGAGACAGAGAUGCUUACUUGUCGAUGCUGGAGAGUUUAUGCAGUGCUGGGAACGUAUCCGAAGCCAUGGACCUGCUCUCUAAGAUGCAUGAAAAGGGGACAGGUACUGAUACCUUCAUGUACAACAUUGUUUUCACCGCUCUGGGUAAAUCAAAGCAGAUUCCACACAUUCAUGACCUUUAUGAGAAGAUGAAGCAAAGUGGCGUAUCCCCAGACUUGUUUACGUACAACAUUCUGAUAUCCAGCUUUGGUAGGGCUGGAAGAGUUGCAGAAGCUGUCAAGGUAUUUGAAGAACUUGAAAGUAGCAGCAGUUGGGAGCCCGAUACCGUCUCCUACAACUCAUUGAUAAACUGUCUAGGGAAAAAUGGUGAUGUUGAUGAAGCUCAUAUGAGGUUCAUAGAGAUGCAAGAGAAGGGGUUAAACCCCGACGUGGUCACAUACAGCACACUCAUUGAAUGUUUUGGGAAGACUGAGAAAGUCGAGAUGGCAUGUCAGUUAUUUGAUGAGAUGCUUGGCGUAGGGUGUUCCCCAAACAUAGUCACAUACAACAUCUUACUUGACUGCCUGGAGAGGUGUGGGAGAACAGCUGAGGCUCUCGAUUUCUAUGCAAGACUGAAAGAAAACGGUUUGGUGCCGGAUUCAAUUACCUACGCGAUUCUUGAUCGGUUGCGAAGCGGCGGGCAACGGACGAUCCGGGUUCGAAGGCAGAACCCAAUCACAGGUUGGGUUGUUAGUCCAUUGAGGUGACGUGAACUGUUUUCUUGUUAUUUAAAUUGGAUGGAUUUUGUAUUCCCUGUAAAAUUAUUUCCUCUCAUAUGGUUCAAUCCACAAUUCAUUCGGCAAACAUAGGAGCUGGAAGCCUGGAACAUUUCACAUAGGCAGAUUGAGUGAUCGAAUUCACGAAUUCAAUCUAUGAAGAAAUUGCAGUUUAUGUU